Molecule: messenger RNA, 633 nt
Organism: Setaria italica (foxtail millet)
Lineage: Eukaryota; Viridiplantae; Streptophyta; Magnoliopsida; Poales; Poaceae
Product: toll/interleukin-1 receptor-like protein
Biological process (GO): signal transduction
Source: RefSeq, a predicted model, not a curated record
AUGAGACUACUUGGAAGCUACUCAAACGUCUACAGGAUGAUCUUUCGCGGUGAAACUUCUCAUCAGUUGAUGAAGGUCCUGACGCGGCGGCGCGAGGGCGGCGGCGUACGACGUCUUCAUCAACCACCGGGGUGGACACGAAGCACAACGUGGCGCGUGCUGUACGACCGGCUGCUGCAGCUGAGCGGCGGGCGGGUGCGCUCCUUCCUGGACAACAAGUCGAUGCGCCCGGGCGACCGGCUGGAGGAGCGCAUCAACGCCGGCAUCGGCCAGUGCAAGGUGGGGGUGGCCAUCUUCUCCAGGCACUACUUCGACUCCGACUUCUGCCUCCACGAGCUCGCCUCGCUCGUCGAGGCGCGCAAGGCCAUCAUCCCAAUCUUCUACGGCAUCAAGCCCUCCGAGCUCGUCCUGCCGCAGGACGUCGUCGACAGCAACGCCUACGCCCCCCGCGACAUCGAGCGCUUCCGCCUCGCGCUCCGCGAGGCCAAGUACACCGUCGGGAUCACCUACGACCCGGCCACAGGUGACUUGGCCGAGCUGGUGUCAAGGGCAGCGGACGCGGUCAUGGAGAGGAUUAAAGAAACAGAGAUGAGCGUGCCACGAAGGCAGCAGAUGAUCGCCUCCAGGCUGUAA